Molecule: messenger RNA, 3268 nt
Organism: Castor canadensis (American beaver)
Lineage: Eukaryota; Metazoa; Chordata; Mammalia; Rodentia; Castoridae
Source: RefSeq, a predicted model, not a curated record
GAAGCAGCCCAGAAGGAGGAGAACAAACAGCAGCUGGGUCGCUGGCCUGAGCCUCCCCCAUCCCCAGCUAGUCCUCAGCGGCAGCCGGGCUCUCCUCCAGACUGGAAGUGAGGGUUUUCCUCCGGAAGCUUCCCGUCUUCUCCUGUCCCCAGUUUGGCCAGCGUGGCCAGGCAUGGUGCCGGAUCCAGUCUUUCCCCUCUCAGCCGCCAUGGAAGUGAUGAACUUGAUCGAACAGCCCAUCAAGGUGACUGAGUGGCAGCAGACGUACACCUACGACUCAGGCAUUCACUCAGGAGCCAACACCUGUGUGCCCUCGGUCAGCAGCAAGGGUGUCAUGGAGGAGGAUGACACCUGUGGGCGGCAGUACACACUCAAGAAGACCACCACCUAUACCCAGGGGGUGCCUCAGAGCCAAGGUGACCUGGAGUACCAGAUGUCCACAACAGCCAGAGCCAAGCGUGUGCGAGAGGCCAUGUGCCCUGGUGUGACAGGCGAGGACAGCUCACUGCUACUGGCCACCCAGGUGGAAGGACAGACUACCAACCUGCAGCGACUGGCCGAGCCAUCCCAGCUGCUUAAGUCGGCCAUUGUGCAUCUUAUCAACUACCAGGAUGAUGCUGAGCUGGCUACCCGAGCUCUGCCCGAGCUCACCAAACUGCUCAAUGAUGAGGACCCGGUGGUGGUGACUAAGGCGGCCAUGAUUGUGAACCAGCUUUCAAAGAAGGAGGCAUCACGCCGGGCCCUGAUGGGUUCGCCCCAGCUGGUGGCAGCCGUCGUGCGCACCAUGCAGAACACCAGUGACCUGGACACAGCCCGCUGCACCACGAGCAUCCUGCACAACCUCUCCCACCAUCGCGAGGGGCUGCUUGCCAUCUUCAAGUCAGGUGGCAUCCCUGCCCUGGUCCGCAUGCUCAGCUCCCCUGUGGAGUCGGUCCUGUUUUACGCCAUCACCACUCUGCACAACCUGCUGCUCUACCAGGAGGGCGCGAAGAUGGCGGUGCGCCUGGCGGAUGGGCUGCAGAAAAUGGUGCCCCUGCUCAAUAAGAAUAACCCCAAGUUCCUGGCCAUCACCACUGACUGCCUGCAGCUCCUGGCCUAUGGCAACCAGGAAAGCAAGCUGAUCAUCCUGGCCAAUGGAGGACCCCAGGCCCUCGUGCAGAUCAUGCGUAACUAUAGCUAUGAGAAGCUGCUCUGGACUACCAGCCGUGUGCUCAAGGUGCUGUCCGUGUGUCCCAGCAAUAAGCCUGCCAUUGUGGAGGCCGGUGGGAUGCAGGCCCUGGGCAAGCACCUGACAAGCAACAGCCCCCGGCUCGUGCAGAACUGCCUCUGGACCCUGCGCAACCUCUCGGAUGUGGCUACCAAGCAGGAGGGCUUGGAGAGUGUGCUGAAGAUCCUGGUGAACCAGCUGAGUGUGGAUGACGUCAAUGUCCUCACCUGUGCCACAGGCACUCUCUCCAACCUGACCUGUAACAACAGCAAGAACAAGACGCUGGUGACGCAGAACAGUGGUGUGGAGGCACUUAUCCAUGCCAUCCUGCGUGCUGGUGACAAGGAUGACAUCACGGAGCCUGCUGUUUGUGCCCUGCGCCACCUCACCAGCCGCCAUCCUGAAGCUGAGAUGGCCCAAAACUCUGUGCGCCUCAACUAUGGCAUCCCAGCCAUUGUCAAAUUGCUUAACCAGCCCAACCAGUGGCCACUGGUCAAGGCAACCAUUGGCCUGAUCCGGAAUCUGGCCUUGUGCCCAGCCAACCAUGCCCCACUGCAGGAAGCAGCAGUCAUUCCCCGCCUUGUCCAGCUGCUGGUCAGGGCCCACCAGGAUGCCCAGCGCCAUGUGGCUGCAGGCACACAGCAGCCCUACACAGAUGGUGUGAGGAUGGAGGAGAUCGUGGAGGGCUGCACUGGAGCAUUGCACAUUCUCGCACGGGAACCCAUGAAUCGCAUGGAGAUUUUCCGACUGAACACUAUUCCCCUGUUUGUCCAGCUCCUGUACUCGUCCGUGGAGAACAUCCAGCGUGUGGCUGCAGGGGUGCUGUGCGAGCUGGCCCAGGACAAGGAGGCGGCUGACGCCAUUGAUGCUGAGGGGGCCUCAGCCCCACUCAUGGAGCUGCUCCAUUCUCGCAAUGAGGGCACUGCCACUUAUGCCGCCGCUGUCCUGUUUCGCAUCUCUGAGGACAAGAACCCAGAUUACCGUAAGCGCGUGUCUGUGGAGCUCACCAACUCCCUCUUCAAGCAUGACCCAGCUGCCUGGGAGGCUGCCCAGAGUAUGAUCCCCAUCAAUGAACCCUACGCAGAUGACAUGGAUGCCACCUACCGUCCCAUGUACGCAAGCGAUGUGCCCCUUGACCCCCUGGACAUGCACAUGGACAUGGAUGGGGACUACCCUAUGGACACCUACAGCGAUGGCCUCAGGCCCCCCUACCCCACCGCGGACCACAUGCUGGCCUAGCUGCUCUAUCCAGUGCGGUUCCUCACCUGAGAGGCUCUCGUGCAGGCCAUGGGACAAGAGAGAAAAGUGCCUGAGCCAGGGGAACCGGGCUGUGAACUUCCUGCUGAAGCCCGUGCCUCCAGAGGUCCUCUGUAGGGUUUCUUGGGAUGGUGUUAUGCUCUUGCUUUUCUGUCCUGGGCUAUGGGUCCAGGGCUUGACACCCCCUCCCCACCCCCAUGACCCUGGCCACUAAAGCUUUAGACUCAACUGCCCGCCUGUGUCCCCCUUCCAGUGACCCACCCUGUCCACCCACCUCCAGCUGCCUGGAUCCGGUUCCUUCUCCUGGUGUGAUUUUUCUCACUGAACCCCACCAACCUGAGCCCCCAGGGUCUCUAGGACCCAGGUGGAAGCCCCAAACCUCUGACAACCAAAGCUUUUCUCGACAAGUUCAGGGACCUUCCAGGGGGAACCGGGCAGAGCUGUGGAGAGCAAGUCCCCUGCUCUAGGAGACUGGCCACUUCUCUCCAGGAUGCUAAAUUGACUUUGGCUCUUCCCAGGGGAGCUCUGGAGACAGCUCCCUCUCACCCUGCCCCAUACUGUCCCCGCUUACUUGCAGAAGUGCUCUUGCUGACCCCUCUGGUGUGCGGUGAGGGGCUUUUCUUCCCCUUCCUGUUUCUGACCUCCCUACCACCCGCAGCACAUGGGUAUCGGAGGGACAGACGGGGGUCCCAGCGGAGAGUUUUAUUAUUAUCGCUUUAUGUUUUUGGUUAUUGGUUUUUUUUGUAUAGACCAAAGCAAAGAAAAUAAAAAUAACACACAGAUCCAAUGGAGGUUGUUUAGGGG